AUGCAAGAGGACCCACCUGUCGAUCAGUCACCACCGACGGUCCCCCAAGAACAACAACGUCUACUGAUCACCUUGCACGAACACAAUUUCAAGAAUUGGAAGACUGCCCAGGACACCAAUCCCAACAACGCCCGCCAGAUCACGAUCUUUCUUGGAUUGUGGAAGAUGUCACACGACGCCUUGACAACAAUCCUAGGGAAGGAGGAAGUCCAGAAGGGGAGUUUGGGAUGGGAUCCGUAUGUCGAAGAGAGGAAGCUCUUAGCAAAAACGAGCAACGGGUUCAUCGGAUUGAACCAGAACCCUCACGGAUCACCAGACCCCAACAGACCCUACCGAUCCUUAGCUCAAAUCGAGACCCAAGAACCGACUCAGUCGAUGUCGUCGGCAGGACCAGUCCGAAACGACAAUCACCAACAUACCAAAGAACUGUACAAGAAAUCUCCCCAAGCACAAGCGGAUACCGACAACAUGCACUCGAUGCUAGCGUUCAGCAAAGCUUACUAUCGAGCAGUGAAAGGCAUCAGCAAGUCCAAAAACAAAGGACAACAGAAGAACCACAAAGACCAAGCUUAG
This is a messenger RNA of Melampsora larici-populina 98AG31, 573 nucleotides long. RefSeq lists its product as uncharacterized. The record is from RefSeq and is a predicted model, not a curated record. NCBI's taxonomy places the organism in Eukaryota, Fungi, Basidiomycota, Pucciniomycetes, Pucciniales, Melampsoraceae. The transcript has a single exon. The coding region runs from base 1 to 573 and encodes 190 amino acids.